AUGAAGGAGUGGGCUAGAGAAACUUUUCCCAAUGUGAAUCUUGAAAAGGAGGAGGUGCUAAAGGGGCUUGAGGAGAUCCAACAGGAAAUAGAGGAGAAUGGGAUGAAUGAUCAGGUCUUCGUUCGUGAGGCUGAUGCGAAAACUAGAUACCUUAAGGCGUUGGAGGGAUACGAAAAAUUUUGGGCUGAAAAAGCUCGGAUUAAAUGGAGAUUACAGGGCGAUAGAAGUUCAAAAUUUUUUCAUGUGGCGGUGAAGGUUAGAAGACUGAAAAAUACUAUAAGGAGCUUGAAAACUGGAGAUGGGAAGCUCAUUACUAAGAAGAUGCAACUGGAGGAGUUCGUGAAGAGUUAUUAUGAGAAUUUUCUCAAAAGAUCCCCUACUGUUGAGCACAUGGAUAUGCUGAAAUUGGAUAAAGCUGUGUUAGAACUAAAGAAGAUUCAAGACAUGAUCGAAGAGUUAGGUAUGUCAGAUGAGCUUUUUGUUAAAGAGGAGGAUACAAAAACCACCUUACUCUUGGCAAACAAGAUGCAUGAGAAGUUAUGGGCCGAGAAGGCUAAGCAGAGGUGGAUGAAGAGUGAUGAUUGUAAUUCGAAGUUUUUCCAUCUGUCUGUGAAGCUGAGAAGAGCCAAAAAUCAGAUUACUUCCCUUAAAAGGGAGAAUGGUUCUUGGGUCUCGAAUCAGCAAGAAAUCGCUAAUCACAUCUCAAACUAUUUUCAGAAGUUUCAUGAGGCCUUUGAGGUAGUUGUGCAUCAAGAAUUAUUGGGCUGUAUCCCCAGUAUGCUAGCUGAUUCUGAUAUUACUACUUUGGAUUCAAUCCCAAGUAGGGAAGAAAUUAAACAGGUAGUGUGGGAUUUAGAUCCAGAGAGUUCCCCUGGUCUUGAUGGGUUUCCAGGAAAAAUUUUCAGGAAAUGA
This is a messenger RNA of Macadamia integrifolia, 912 nucleotides long. RefSeq lists its product as uncharacterized. Bases 1 to 912 code for a protein of 303 amino acids. The record is from RefSeq and is a predicted model, not a curated record. The transcript is spliced from 2 exons. Lineage: Eukaryota; Viridiplantae; Streptophyta; Magnoliopsida; Proteales; Proteaceae.